GCUCCCGGCGAAAACAAAGCUCAGAGUAGCGGAGACGGUGGGGGAUCUGUGCCACCGCCAAGGGCUGCAGUGGAAAGUGAUGCGGAUUAGCAACACCGAAUAGAUCAUAACGGCCGACCGUCAGAGGAUGCGAACUCAGUGAUGACCCGCGCACCUGUGCAAGGGGGGUUUGUAUUUAGGCGUACGAGUGCUGAGCUCGUCGCGCUGAGAUCUCGGAGCAGCCGGCGCAGCUUCUACUUGUCUACUACUGCCAUGGCGUUUUAACCAGAUGGAACACAAAGACGGUAUACCCGCCGCUCCACGCGCACAGCACGGGAGACGACGGGGCGCGCACAAAAACGAUUCCUUGGAUACCGUGCGUGAGCAAAAUCUCGGAUCUUCAAGCAACUGAAUGUUCAUUUGGACGGUGUUCUCUCGGCAUUCUCGGUGUAUAUGCGCGUUUGCGUGCCUGUGUUUGCCCUAUCUCACUCUGAACAAAGACCAUCGCGCAGACUGGAUGUAGCGGCAGAUCGAGGCUCCGUCAGGACAGCGCGCGAUGGCCGUGGUUCGGAUGGACCACCCGCCCGGGAACGGCCUGGUCGGGCCGAGCCCGGAGGCGACGCCCUCGAGGCCGUCACUGCUAGCUCAGGUGGAUGGUGUGGUGUUUCCUUUCCUCGGGGGGUUCGGGAGAUAUCAGAAGCGGCUCAUGCUGUUGUCAUGGAUCCCAGUGCUUCUCAUCUCAUGCAACCAGUUCUCGGAUUAUAUUCAUCUUGCUCAACCCAACAUAACAUGCACUGGGAAUGUGACCGGUGCUGCGGAUGCCGAUGCAGUCCCCCCACUGAACGGCAGCACGCGCACGCCGUACAUAACCGACAGUUACGAGGAUAACGGAAUGCAGUGCUCGUGCUCUGAGCGGCAGAUACAACUUGAGUUUGGCCUGAAACAGAAUGUUAUUACUGAGUGGUGGUUGGUCUGUGAAGAGCAGUGGCAAGCGCACCUCACACAUCUCUCCUUUCUUUUGGGAACCGCAAUCGGAGCUCUGCUGACUGGAGCCAUGGCUGACUGGUGGGGCCGUCUACCAGUGCUGUGUAUGAGCGUGUGUGUGACGACUGUGAGUGGGAUGGCUGUAGCGUUCGCUAGAAGCGUACUGACCUUCUCCAUCCUGCGCUUCGUCCAGGGAUGCAGCUUGGCGGGCAUCUCCCUCUGUCUCUACCUCUUGAGGAUAGAGCUGUGUUUACCAGCCUGGCGUUUCUCCAUGACGAUGGUUGCCAAUGUUCUGGCAGUAGGCGGGCAGUUAUUACUGCCAGGUUUGGCUGUCCUGUCUAUUGAUUGGCACGUCCUUCAGCUUGUGCUCGUCUGCCCAUUGGCCCUCAUAUUGACUUAUGCAUGGCUUUUUCCUGAGUCAUUGCGAUGGCUGCUGGCAACUCAGCGUUUCGUGAGGGCCAAAGGUCAAAUGUACCUGGUUGCCCAGAGUAACAGCAUUGACACCGAGACAGAUGAAACUGGCAUCCUCUCAGCCCUGGAAGCAGAGCUACACCAGACUCCUGAGAGCUCCUGCAUCCUGCAGAUAAUCCACACCAGGAACAUGUGGAAGAACAUCCUGGUGCUGUGUGUCAACUCGCUAGCCAGCAGUGGUAUGGGUCAGUGUUUUGUGCGUGCGGUCACUGGCGGCUCCUUCUCCCCCUUCCACUACCUGGUGUUGGUGGGCAUCUCCAUGGGGGGCAGCCUGGUGCUGGCCACUGUGGUGCUGGUGAUGGGCAGGAGGGGCGCCCAGCUGUCCUUCAUGAUCAUCACAGCCCUGGCUUCCCUGUUGCAGCUGGGACUGCUCAACCUGAUUGGGAAGUACAGUCUUCGACAUGACAUAGCUCUGAGGGACACUCUGAACAGGCGCUUGUCUGUGGCCCUCUCCGUGAUUGGAAUGCUCACGUCCAACGCUGUCAAUCACCUCAGCUUGUUCAUCUGUGCUGAGAUCACGCCAACUGUCAUCAGGGGCGGCGCUCUGGGGCUGUUGAUGGCGAAUGCAGCAGUGGGCAUGUGCGUGUCCGCGUUGGUGGACCUGCAGAAGUUCCGUGGCUUCUUCCUCCUGAGGAUCAUCCUCACCUGCUCCUGCCUCCUGUCAAUCAUCUGCAUCCCGUUGCUCCCGGAAACCACUGGCCAACCGCUGCCAGAGUCGAUGGCUGAGGGGGAGGGGCUUCUGCGCAGGCCCCUCCCUUCAGGCGAGCAACACCACCUCCUCACGAGGGUGGAGGUCGCCGAAUACUCCCGUGUGGCGAACACGCCGAUGCAUCGCCAGGGAAAUGACACAGCCAAUGGAAUAAGGACAUCAUAGGUCAAAAACAAAUGUAAAAAUGGACUCCCCCAAACACGUUAUGGGCUCCAUGAGUGGACGUCUGCUUCGUCUUACAAAGACACUCAAUCAUGAGUCUCUCUCACACACACACACAUAAACAUAUCUGUAUGUUUGUUGGAUCAUGAAAGUGCCGCAAAAAGACAGGAUUUCAACUUGCAGUUCUCAUUUCCAAUAAUCAAUGCAGUUCAAGAGACAGUAAAUGUUCAGUCUGAACAUGUGGGCAAUACUUAUAAUAUUUUGUUGUCCUCCACAGGAUAAUCAAUUCUGUAAAACACACACACACACACUAUCAAAACAGUUUGUACCUAAUGCAGCAUAACUCAGGAUGGAUCAUGAACGGUGUGUGUGUGUGUGUGUGUGAGCAAUAGACCCUUGGUUCACUUCAGGAGGGUGUUUCAAGUAGGUGGCUUUGUGUGAAACCUUAGUAAUUUAAGUCAGGGCUGUAGUACGAAGCGAGGUAAAUGGCUAACCUGGGACACUUUGGGAGUAACCACUGAACUCUGCACUGAAGAGCUAUUGUCUCUGAUGUGCUUUUUGGAGACCAGUGGUUACUAGUUACCUGGGUAAGCUUGCUGGGUAACCUUGCUUAGCCGUACAACCCUCAUAUGUUGAACUUCCUAACAGAAGACCAGUAUAGCCUCAUUCUCCCAGCACAUCAAAGCCUAUAAGGCUCUUCUGUUCCCUUCCCGUUACCUCACUUCGUAGUACAGCCCUCAGGUUUGUAACCAAAACCUAUAAUUGAACCCCCAGAAUAGUUUGAUAGAACUAAGGGAUUUGAUGGAUACAUUUGAAGGGAUUUUAGUCUCCUCACAAUAUCUGAAGACAUUUUGUGAGUGAUUUUUAAGAACAGUGACUGACAGGGCAGUCACGCCAUGGACAACUCAAGUGAUUAUGCCAUCGCUGUUUAUAUGUUUGUAAACUACUAUUUUUUUUGCACUAAUUUCAUAAACACAAUCAUGUGGAGUGGUUGAGAGGAGAGCAAGAGUGUACAACACGGAUGAGUUUGUCAACGUCUGUCUGGCCAUUGACGGUGUGAAACUUAACCUGAGGCCUUGCUACAAGGUACAGACACUGGGUCACACCUAUAUGUGUGUGAGUGUGUGCGUGUCUGUGAGGUCUUGUUUGUUUAUCUAGGAAGGUGGCAAUGAAAGGCUGCUACUCGGCCUGAGGCUACCACAUUGCGUUAUUGUGGGAACAUGAUUUUUUAAAAAAAAACAUUCUUCAGAACCACUUUUCAUUAAAGACUUUUUUGUA
Molecule: messenger RNA, 3583 nt
Organism: Alosa alosa (allis shad)
Lineage: Eukaryota; Metazoa; Chordata; Actinopteri; Clupeiformes; Clupeidae
Gene: slc22a23b
Product: solute carrier family 22 member 23
Exons: 10
Coding region: 536-2308 (590 amino acids)
Biological process (GO): transmembrane transport
Cellular component (GO): membrane
Molecular function (GO): transmembrane transporter activity
Source: RefSeq, a predicted model, not a curated record